Desarmillaria tabescens is the source of this 1077-nucleotide messenger RNA. RefSeq names its product Aldo/keto reductase. The transcript has 12 exons. Lineage: Eukaryota; Fungi; Basidiomycota; Agaricomycetes; Agaricales; Physalacriaceae. The coding region runs from base 1 to 1077 and encodes 358 amino acids. The record is from RefSeq and is a predicted model, not a curated record.
AUGUCUUACGGUUCGUCGUCAGCAACUGUGCAACAUAGAGCUUACAGGAUGUCUACAGUCACCCUUGGUACUUCGGGAUUGAAAGUAUCGAAGGUUGUCCUCGGUUGUGCUGUGUACGGGAGUCCGGAUUGGUACAACUGGGUACAGGAUGAAGAAGAGAGCAUUAAGCAAAUCAAGGCAGCCUACGAUGCUGGAAUCAACACUUUCGACACAGCUAAUGCAGGCCUUCCUUUCGCCUCCAUCUACUCCAACGGACAAUCCGAGAUCGUCUUGGGAAGGGCCAUCAAGCAAGAAAAUUUACCGCGAGGCGAGAUUGUCGUAAUGACAAAGGUAUUCCAUCCUGUGAGCCGUGAUGUGAAAGAGCGCCUCGAUGGCAAGGCAGUUGAAUACGCCGAUGCCCACCGAUACGUCAAUCAGUACGGCCUCAGUCGCAAGCAUAUCUUCGACUCUAUCAAGAAGAGCCUGGAGCGUUUACAACUGGAUUACAUCGACGUCCUGCACUGUCAGGAAUAUGAUACGAUAACCCCGAUUCAUGAGACGAUGAAGGCUCUGCAUGACGUGGUCCAAGCAGGUUGGGUCCGAUAUAUUGGAAUGUCGAAUUGUCGCGCCUGGCAAUUCCAUGUUAUGCAAAACUACGCAGUCGCCAAUAACCUCACGCCGUUUAUCUCGAUGCAAAAUGAUUAUAAUAUUCUCUAUCGCGAAGAUGAGCAUGAGAUGCUGCCUACUUUAAAAUAUUUUGGCAUCGGGUCCAUCCCGUGGACCUCACUUGCUCGCGGGGCGUUGGUCAUGACACUUGAAGAACAACUCGCACUUCCCUUUGAUGGCAGGCAAUUAACCAUCCCAAGUUCUACUGACAUUGUGAAAAGGGUUGAAGAGAUAGCCCUCCAAAAGAAUAUCUCCAUGACCCAGGUAGCCAUAGCGUGGACCCUUGGUCGAGAAUGUGUUUCUGCUCUGGUUAUCAAUGCUCCUGCGACUGAGCAACUUUUGGAUGCUAUUGGUGGUAGAGAUGUGGUACUGACCGCAGAAGAGAUGCAGUACCUGGAAGAGCCGUAUCUUCCUCAGGUGCUUCGCCACUGA